AUGCCAGAAAGAUCAAUUAAAGUAAACCCAAAUGAUCGUCCGUGGAUAACUAGCCAUUUGAAACGCCUUAUUUUACAAAGACAAAAAGCACUUGCCUUAGGUAACAUCUUCAUGUUUAAAUUGCUGCGAAACAAACUAAAUCGGGAAAGAAAACGUUGUCGUAAAGUACUCUAUAAGACAAAAGUUAGCAACCUCCUGGAUUCGAAACCUAAAGACUGGUGGCGAGAGGUAAAACAGCUCAGUGGUCAGCAAUCAACACGGCCAGACCUCAGAUCCAUGAUUAGACUUGACGUUGAAGACAGUGAUGAAGAUUUAGGAAAUAGGAUUAACGAGGCCUUUAUCAGUGUCAUGAAAGACUUCUCCCCGCUGCCUGAAGAUUUUAACCUAUCGACUGACAAUGAUGAACCAAUUAGCAUCUCAGAAACAACAGUGGAGCGGCUACUACGUGCAAUAAGUGUUUCCAAAGCUAGCGGUCCUGAUGAACUUCCCAAUUUGGUUCUAAAAAGCUUUUCUGACAUUCUGGCACCUGCAAUUACGGAUAUAUUUAAUGCAUCCUUCCGUGAAUGCAAGGUGCCGAGG
This is a messenger RNA of Paramuricea clavata, 579 nucleotides long. The record is from the annotation of a GenBank genome assembly. NCBI's taxonomy places the organism in Eukaryota, Metazoa, Cnidaria, Anthozoa, Malacalcyonacea, Plexauridae.